UUUGCUCUUUUUCUAGCUUCUUGUGAACCCCAUUAAAAACAGCAAGCCAUUCUCACGCACUAACACUUCUGAGUUCCCUCCCAAUUAAUCCGUCAGACUAUCAGCUUCCGCAAUUGCCGCACUGAAAAUAGAGAGAAGAACAAGGAAAGCGACUCCAGAGACAACGCAACAAAAGAGAAGCUUCAUUCUGAACUAUAUAAGCCUGCGAAAUUUUUUAGAAUUUUUUCCCAAUGCAGAAUUCAAAACUGAGCUUGACCCACGUCAAGAUUCUGCAGAAUAUGAACUGGGUCGAGCUUAGUUUCAACUGAGAGCCACCAGCCACUCGGACACGUGGCAGUCAGUCGCUCAUGGGCUGUGUUACUUCCAAGCAGGCGGUAUCGGUGACGCCGGCAUUUGAUCAUUCCGGGGUACUCCGGGAGAAUGGAGCCGGAGGAAUUGGAGGAGGGGCGUUCGGGUCGGGUCGGAGCAGGGUGGGGAGUGGGGGGUUGGGAUUGGGUUUGGAGAUGGAUUUGAAGAAGGUGAAGAAGAGAGGAUCGACUGAGUCAGGAGGAGGAGGGAGCGAGUUGGGUGAGUCAGGGAGGGCGAGUUCGAAUGGUGGGACCGGGACCGGGACAGGGACAGGGACAGGGACAGGGAGUGAGUCAGUGAGUUUUAGAUUGGGGAAUCUGCAGAAGUACGUGGAAGGAGAACAAGUGGCGGCUGGCUGGCCGGCUUGGCUCAGUGCUGUUGCUGGCGAAGCCAUUCAUGGUUGGGUGCCCCUCAGAGCCGAGUCCUUUGAGAAGCUUGAAAAGAUCGGUCAGGGUACAUAUAGCAGCGUGUUUCGAGCUCGUGAUCUAGAAACUGGGAAGAUUGUUGCUUUGAAGAAGGUGCGGUUUGACAAUUUUGAGCCAGAAAGUGUUCGGUUUAUGGCUAGAGAAAUUAUGAUUCUUCGCAGGCUUGACCAUCCAAACGUCAUCAAAUUGGAGGGGCUAAUUACUUCCCGGUUAUCAUGUAGCAUGUAUCUUGUUUUUGAGUAUAUGGAACAUGACAUUGCAGGAUUGUUAUCUAGCCCUGACAUCAAGUUCAGUGAAGCCCAGGUUAAAUGUUACCUGAAGCAAUUAUUAUCAGGACUAGAACAUUGUCAUUCACGAGGAGUAAUGCACCGGGAUAUCAAAGGUGCUAAUCUUUUGGUAAAUAACGACGGUGUCCUAAAAAUUGCUGAUUUUGGAUUGGCGAAUUUCUGUAACUUUGGCCAAAAGCAACCUCUUACUAGUCGAGUUGUCACUCUGUGGUAUCGUCCUCCAGAACUUCUGUUGGGUUCCACUGAUUAUGGAUCUUCUGUGGACCUCUGGAGUGUUGGCUGUGUAUUCGCUGAGCUUCUUGUUGGUAAACCUAUCCUGCAGGGAAGAACUGAGGUUGAACAGUUGCACAAGAUUUUCAAGCUCUGUGGAUCCCCACCAGAUGAUUACUGGAAAAAGUCUAAACUUCCUCAUGCUACGCUAUUUAAACCACAACAUCCUUAUGAGAGCAGUCUCUGGGAGACCCUCAAAGAUCUCCCUAAAGCUGCUGUCAUACUGAUAGAAACUCUACUUUCAGUGGAACCAUACAAGCGGGGCACUGCUUCAGCAGCCGUUGCAGCUGAGUAUUUCAAAACGAAGCCUUAUGCAUGUGAUCCAUCAAGUUUGCCCAAGUACCCACCGAGCAAAGAGAUUGAUGCCAAACAUCGUGAAGAAGCAAGAAGGAAGAAGCCUGGUGGAAGAGCCCGUGGACCUGAAACAACAAAAAGGCUCACCAGAAAACAGAAUGGUUUUAGCAAAUUGGCACCUGAAGAGAAUUUACCUGUCCAACCACAAGGUGGUCACAAGAUUAGCGGCUAUAAUGCAAGUAAUUGUAAAGAAGGAGAUAUCGUUAUAGGUUUGGAGCCACCUAAGCCAUCAAAUGAUCUUAAGGAAGAGGCAUCUCAUGUGAAGCAUGCAUCUCAAGGCGAUGUUCCCUUUUCAGGCCCAUUACAAGUUUCAGGAUCAAGCGGCUUUGCAUGGGCAAAGAGACGAAUAGAUGAUUCUGUCAGAUCUCGCAGUAGGUCUAGUUCCAGAAGUCUUAUCUUUGAACCAUCAGGUGCAGUGCAGUUAAGGAAUAACUUGGAGUCAAAAAGGAAUGAAAACUCUGAGGCUUUAAAUGGACAUGGAACUAAUUUUAAGGGUCAUGAUUCCUAUGAAAGGUUAAAUCAUGUUAUGGUCAAAGAUUGGAGCCAAUUGGAACAUCCAGAUUCCUUUGAUGCUUCUGAUGGAUACCAUUCACAGGAACUAUCACUGGCACUUUAUCAGAAAGAGGACUUGGCUAUCAAGAGAAUUAGUUUGGUUUAUCAGGACCAAGGAGACAAAGUAGAAUUUUCAGGACCAUUGCUGUCUCAGUCACAAAGGGUUGAUGAACUAUUGGAGAAGCAUGAGCGUCAGAUCCGCCAGGCUGUUCGAAGGUCGUGGUUCCAAAGAGUUAAGAAACAAGGAAAGUGAUAAUAUGGCACACUGGAUUCUUGAAGAUUCUGGACAGAUCUAUCAUCACAACAAGAUAAACCCAGAAAAAAUUGGCUUGUGGAUGCCUUUGAUGUUGCCUAAAUCAAAACAGCAUCACUGAUUCUACUGGAACAAAUGGCCUUGAAGGGUAAAGGGUGAGAGGCAAUUAGGACAUAUUCUCUUCAGGAACAUGAAGAAACCAGAAAGGGCUUAGGGGAAUAUAUUAUCUUCUUGAUGCUGUCGCACAUCGUGUCAUGUCACCUUUUUUAUAAUAGGCCCUAAUUUAUACAAAUGAUGUCGAAUCUUUUGGCUGAUGUAUAGGUUAAUCACUAAUGGUGGUUCUGCAGAAGUCUGAGAUGAAUGUUUAUCGUUCUGAGCAAUCUCAUUCAACAUCUCUGUAUUACCUUCAUAGCUCCAAUGAUAAUUCUUUUGCUUCUAUUCGAGCUCAUGUUUCUUCAA
Molecule: messenger RNA, 2948 nt
Organism: Coffea eugenioides
Lineage: Eukaryota; Viridiplantae; Streptophyta; Magnoliopsida; Gentianales; Rubiaceae
Product: protein IMPAIRED IN BABA-INDUCED STERILITY 1
Exons: 9
Coding region: 348-2489 (713 amino acids)
Biological process (GO): positive regulation of transcription elongation by RNA polymerase II; protein phosphorylation
Cellular component (GO): nucleus; cyclin-dependent protein kinase holoenzyme complex
Molecular function (GO): RNA polymerase II CTD heptapeptide repeat kinase activity; cyclin-dependent protein serine/threonine kinase activity; ATP binding
Source: RefSeq, a predicted model, not a curated record